This is a messenger RNA of Carlito syrichta (Philippine tarsier), 8304 nucleotides long. It is a transcript of the gene TG, whose product is annotated as thyroglobulin. Lineage: Eukaryota; Metazoa; Chordata; Mammalia; Primates; Tarsiidae. The transcript is spliced from 48 exons. Bases 1 to 8304 code for a protein of 2767 amino acids. The record is from RefSeq and is a predicted model, not a curated record. Gene Ontology annotation, biological process: thyroid hormone generation.
AUGGCCCUGGUCCUUGGGGUCUUCAGCCUACUGGGCUCAGCCUGCCUGGGGUCAGCCAAUAUCUUUGAGUACCAGGUAGAUGCCCAGCCACUGCGCCCCUGUGAGCUGCAAAGGGAACGUGCCUUUCGGGAGCGAGCAGACUAUGUGCCCCAGUGCUCCGAGGAUGGCAGCUUCCAAACCGUCCAGUGCCGGAAUGAUGGCCGCUCCUGCUGGUGCGUGGGCGCUAAAGGAGGGGAAGUGCCAGGUAGCAGGCAGGCUGGACGACCGGUGGCUUGUCUGUCCUCCUGCCAGCUGCAUAGGCAGCAGAUCUUGCUGAGUGGUUACAUCAACAGCACCGCCACGUCCUACCUUCCUCAGUGCCAGGAUUUCGGGGACUACGCGCCCAUCCAGUGCGACGUGUGGCAGGCGCAGUGCUGGUGUGUGGACGCAGAGGGAGUGGAAGUGUAUGGGACACGCCAGCGGGGGAGGCCCAGACGAUGUCCGAGGAACUGUGAGAUAAGAAACCGCCGCCUUCUCCAUGGGGUGGGGGACAAGUCACCACCCCAGUGUUCUGCGGAUGGGGAGUUCAUGCCUGUGCAGUGCAAAUUUGUCAACACCACGGACAUGAUGAUUUUCGAUCUGGUGCAUAACUACAACAGGUUUCCAGAUGCAUUUGUGACCUUCAAUUCCUUCCGGAGCAGGUUCCCCGAGGUGUCUGGGUAUUGUCACUGUGCUGACAGCCAAGGGCGCGAGCUGGCUGAGACAGGUUUGGAGUUGUUGCUGGAUGAAAUUUAUGACACCGUUUUUGCUGGCCUGGAUCUUGCUUCUACCUUCACCGAAACCACCCUGUACCGGAUACUGCAGAGACGGUUCCUAGCUGUUCAAUUAGUCAUCUCGGGCAGAUUUCGAUGCCCCACGAAGUGUGAGGUGGAGCGGUUUACAGCAACCAGCUUUGGUCACCCCUACAUUCCAAGCUGCCUCCGAAGCGGGAGGUACCAGGCAGUGCAGUGCCAGACGGAAGGGCCGUGCUGGUGUGCGGACGCGCAGGGCAAAGAAGUCCCCGGAACUCGGCGGCGAGGGAAGCCAUCUUGUGCUGAAGAUCAGUCUUGUGCCUCUGAAAGGCUACAGGCCUUGUCCAGACUGUACUUCGAGACCUCGGGCACCCUUAGCCAGCAAGACCAAUCCUCUCCUCCUGAGAGAAGACGGGCCUCCACGAGAGUGGCUGGAUUUGCCACUUCCUGCCCACCCGUGAUCAAGGAGCUCUUUGUUGACUCCGGGCUUCUCCGCCCAGUGGUGGAAGGGCAAGUCCAGCAGUCUUCUACCUCGGAAAGUCUCCUCCAAGAAGCCAUCCAAGCAAUUUUUCCAUCCCGAGAGCUAGUCCGUCUUGCCCUUCAGUUUACCACCAACCCAAAGAGACUCCAGCAAAAUCUCUUUGGAGGGAAAUUUUUGGUGAAUGUUGGCCAGUUCAACUUGUCUGGAGCCCUUGGCCCAAGAGGCACGUUUAACUUCAGUCAAUUUUUCCAGCAACUUGGUAUCUCCGGCUUCCAGGACAGAGAGAGACUGGAAGACCUAGCCAAGCCUCUCUCUGCAGCACUGGAUUCAAAUUCCUCCACAGAGACCCCCAAAGCCUCUAAGAAGGGUGCUGCUAUGAAUAAGCCCAUUGUGGGCAGCUUUGGCUUUCAAGUUAACUUACAAGAGAAUCAAAAUGCCCUCCGAUUCCUUGCUUCUCUCCUGGAGCUUCCAGAAUUCCUUCUCUUCUUGCAGCAUGCCGUUUCUGUGCCAGAAGACAUAGCAAGAGAUUUAGGUGAUGUGAUGGAAGUGGUGCUUAGCUCCCAGACCUGUGAGCAGACACCUGGAAGGCUAUUUGUCCCGUCAUGCACGGCAGAAGGAAGCUAUGAGGAUGUCCAGUGCUUCGAUGGAGAGUGCUGGUGUGUGGAUUCCCAGGGCCUAGAGCUCCCUGGUUUGAGAGUCAGAGGUGGACGACCGAGGUGCCCCACAGAGUGUGAGAAGCAGAGGGCUCACGCACAAAGCCUCAUGCGUAGCCAACCCACCGGGUCCAAGUUGUUUGUCCCUGCUUGUACUAGUGAGGGGCACUUCCUACCUGUCCAGUGCUUCAUCUCAGAGUGCUACUGUGUUGACACGGAGGGUCGGGCCAUUCCUGGAACUCGAAGUACAACUGGAGAACCCAAGCAAUGCCCCACACCUUGUCAGUUACAGGCUGAGCAUGCUUUCCUUGCGACGGCGAGGGCCCUGCUGUCCAAUGCCAGUAUGCCACCCGCCCUCUCCAGAAUCUACAUCCCGCAGUGUGGCGCCAAUGGGCAGUGGAGACACGUGCAGUGCGAUGGGCCCCCCGAGCAGGUCUUCGAGUGGUACCAGCGAUGGGGGGCUCAGAACGACAGCCAGGCGCUGACCCCUGCCCAGCUGCUCAUGAAGAUCCUGAGCUACAGAGAAGCAGCUUCUGGAAAUUUCAGUCUCUUUAUCCAAAGUCUGUAUGAGGCUGGCCAGCAAGGUGUCUUCCCAGUGCUGACACAAUACCCUUCUCUCCAAGACGUCCCCCUAGCAGCGUUGGAGGGGACCUCGGCCCAGCUCGGGGAGAACAUCCUCCUGGAGCCCUACCUCUUCUGGCAGAUCCUGGAUGGCCAACUCAGCUGGUACCCAGGGCCCUAUGCAGACUUCAGCACUCCGUUGGCGCACUUCGACCUCCGGAACUGCUGGUGUGUGGAUGAGACUGGCCGAGAAGUGGAAGGAACGCGGGCUGAGCCGAGCAAGCUCCCAGCAUGCCCUGGCUCCUGUGAGGAGGCAAAGCGUGGUGCUCUGCAGUUCAUCCGGGAAGCAGAAGCAAUGGCCACGGUGUCCAAUGGCUCCUGGGUCCCCCUGGGAGAGAGCUUCCUGGCGGCCAAGGGCAUCCGGCUGACUGGCGAGGAGUGGGACCUUCGCGGGCCCCUCCCAUCGUGGGAUGCUCUCUCAGAGAAGUUUCUGCGUGCGGGUGACUAUGCCCUCCGCCUGGCGGCUCAGUCCACCUUCACCUUCUAUCAGAGACACCGCUUUUCCCUGGGUGAUGCAGCUGAAGCCUCUGCUCUUCUGUCAUUGGGUCCCUACGUGCCACAGUGUGAUGGAUUUGGAAGUUGGGAGCCCGUGCAGUGCCACGCUGGGACUGGGCGUUGCUGGUGUGUGGAUGGGAAGGGAGACCUCAUCUCUGCCUCGCUGACUGCCCGCUCUCAGGUCCCUCAGUGCCCCACGACCUGUGAGAGAUCUCGAACCAGUGGACUACUUUCCAGCUGGAAGCAGGCUGGGUCCCAAGACAACCCAUCUCCAAAAGACCUGUUCAUCCCAACAUGCCUCGAGACAGGAGAGUAUGCCAGGUUGCAGACGUUGGAGGCUGGCCCCUGGUGUGUGGACCCCACCUCGGGAGAUGGGAUGCCGGCGGGUUCCAACAGCAGCACCCAGUGCCCAAGCAUCUGCAGUGUGCUCCAGAGUGGCGCGCUGUCCAGGACAACUGGCCCUGGCUACAUCCCAGCCUGCGGGGAAGAGAAUGGAAGCUUUUCCCCAGUGCAGUGCGACCUGGCCCAGGAUAGCUGCUGGUGCGUCACGGGCAGUGGACAAGAGGUGCCCGGGACCCGUGUGGCCGGGAGCCAGCCUGCUUGUGAGAGCCCGCGGUGCCCACUGCCGUUCAAUGCAUCCAUGGUAGAUGGUGGAACCGUCCUGUGCAAGAUGGCCUCGGGCCUGGGUGGGGUCGCCAUCCAGCAAUGCCAGCUGCUAUGUCUCCAGGGCUUCCAGAGUGCAUUCCCACCGGUGCCAUUGGUGUGCAGCCUGGAGAGUGGACGCUGGGAGUCACAGCUGCCUCAGCCCCGGGCCUGCCAGAGGCUCCGGCUGUGGCAGACCCUCCAGACCCAAGGCCACUUCCAGCUCCAGCUCCCUCAAGGCAAGAUGUGCACAGAGGACUACACGGGCUUGCUGCAGGCAUUCCAGGUCUUCCUGCUGGACGAGCUGACGGCCCAGGGCUUCUGCCAGGUUCAGGUGAAGACCCCUGGCACCCUGGUGUCCAUUCCUGCCUGCGACAACUCCUCUGUACAGGUGGGGUGUCUGACCAAGGAGCGUCUAGGAGUGAAUGUCACAUGGAAGGCACGGCUUGAGGAUAUCCUGGUGGCCUCUCUUCCCGAUCUGCACCACAUUGAGAGGGCCUUCGUGGGCAAAGAUCUCCUCGGACGCUUUGCAGACCUGAUCCAAAGUGGCACGUUCCAGCUUCAUCUGGAUUCUAAGACGUUCCCAGCAGACACCUCCAUCCGCUUCCUGCAGGGAGACCGCUUUGUUGCCUCUCCCAGGGCAUGGCUUGGGUGCCUGGAAGGAUUCCACCGAGUCUCGACCACCAGUGAGGCCAGUCAGGACCCAGUUUGGUGUGUCAAGUGUCCCGAAGGAAGCUUUUCUCAAGAUGAGCAAUGCAUUCCCUGUCCUGUCGGAUUCUACCAAGAACGGGCAGGUAGCUUGGCCUGUGUCCCAUGUCCUGUGGGCAGAACAACCACUUCUACUGGAGCUUUCAGCCAGACUCACUGUGUCACUGACUGUCAGAGAAAUGAGGCAGGCCUGCAGUGUGACCAGAACGGCCAGUACCGAGCCAGCCAGAGAGACAAGGACAGUGGGAAGGCCUUCUGCGUGAACGACAAGGGGCAGAGGCUGCCGUGGUCGGAAACAGAGGCACUACUUGAGGACUCGCAGUGUCUAAUGAUGCAGAAAUUUGAGAAGGUCCCAGACUCAAAGGUAACCUUCAGUGACGACACUCCUCUGGCGGCCAGGUCUACAGUUCCUGGUUCUGAAUUCCCGCUGAUGCAGUGCUUGGCAGACUGUGCCAAGGAUGAGGCUUGCAGCUUCCUCGUGGUGUCCACAACGGGAUCAGAGGUUUUGUGUGAUUUCCAUGCUUGGACAAGUGACAACGUUGCCUGCACGACUUCCGGCCAGGUGCAAGACGCAUUGGGGAACCCAAAGGCCACCGGCUUUGGAAAUCUUAGCUGCCAGGUGAUAGCAAGGAGCCGUGGGCAAGAUCCCCUGGCUGUGUAUUUGAAGAAAGGCCAGGAGUCCGCCACCACACUCCAGAAAAGCUUUGAACCCACUGGUUUCCAGAACUCGCUCUCUGGAUUGUACAGCCCCGUCGUGUUCUCGGCCGCAGGAACCAGCCUGACAGAGGCACGCCUCUUCUGUCUUCUCGCCUGUGACCGUGAUUCCUGCUGUGAUGGCUUCAUCCUCGUGCAGCUCCGAGGAGGUCCUAUCAUCUGUGGGCUGCUCAGCUCCCCCGACGUCCUGCUUUGUCACGGCCAAGACUGGAUGGACCCCUCUGCAGCCCAAGUGAACGCCGCGUGUCCCGGGGCAACCUAUGACCAGGAGAGCCGACGGCUGAUGCUGCGUCUGGGAGGCCAGGAGUUUGUUGCGAGUCUGAUGCCUCAGGAAGGAACUCAAGACAGCUUGACCAGCUUCCAACAGGUUUAUCUCUGGAAAGACUCGGACAUGGGUUCUCGGCCUGAGUCUGCGGGAUGUGAAAGGAUCACAGCGCCAAGGCCAGCCACUCCAGCAGAAACAGGUUUGGCAACAGAACUGUUCUUCCCUGUGGACCUUGACCAGGUCAUCAUCAAUGAAAACCGAUCUCUGCCCAGCCAGCAGCACUGGCUUUUCAAACACCUGUUUUCAGCCCAGCAGGCAAACCUUUGGUGCCUUUCCCGUUGUGUGCAGGAGCCCUCCUUCUGUCAGCUUGCAGAGGUAACAGAGACAGCACCCUUGGCCUUCACCUGUGCCCUCUACCCAGAGGCCCAGGUGUGUGACAGCAUCAUGGAGUCCAGUGCCCAAGGCUGCACACUGAUCCUGCCCCACAAACCAAAGAGCCUGUUCCGGAAAAAAGUUGUACUGCAAGAUAAAGUGAAGAACUUCUACACUCGCCUGCCAUUCCAGAAACUGACGGGGAUUUCCAUUCGAAACAAAGUGCCCAUGUCUGAAAAAUCCAUUUCCAGUGGGUUCUUCGAAUGUGAACGUCUGUGUGAUGUGGACCCGUGCUGCACUGGCUUCGGUUUUCUAAACGUUUCCCAACUAAAAGGAGGGAAGGUGACGUGCCUCACUCUGAAUAGCUUGGGACUUCAGACGUGCAGUGAGGAGAACAAAGGAGCCUGGCAUAUUUUGGACUGUGGCUCUCCAGACAUCGAAGUCCGAACCUAUCCCUUUGGAUGGUACCAGAAGCCCAUCACUGAAAACAACGCUCCCAGUUUCUGCCCUUCCGUUGUUCUGGCUUCUCUCACAGAGAACGUCUCUUUGGACUCAUGGCAGUUCCUGGGCCCCUCUGCAGUAGAUUUGGAUCCAUCCAUCAGGAACUUUGAUGUUGCCCACGUCAGCACUGCGGCCACCAGCAACUUUUCUGUGGCCCGGGAUCUCUGUCUGUUGGAAUGUUCCCGCCAUCCAGCCUGCCUCAUCACCACACUGCAGACCCGACCUGGGGUCGUGAGAUGUAUGUUCUACACUGACACCCAAAGCUGCACACAUAGCCUGCAGGGCCAGAACUGCCAACUUCUGCUGCGUGAAGCGGCCACUCACAUCUAUCGGAAGCCAGGCAUCCCUCUGCUCAGCUAUGAAGCCUCUGCCCCUUCCGUGCCGAUUGCCACCCAUGGCCGGCUGCUGGGCAGGUCCCAGGCCAUCCAGGUGGGCGCUUCAUGGAAGCAAGUGGACCAGUUCCUCGGAGUUCCAUAUGCCACCCCACCCCUGGCAGAGAGUCGCUUCCGGGCACCAGAACCCUCGAACUGGACAGGCUCCUGGGAUGCCAGCAAGCCAAGGGCCAGCUGCUGGCAACCAGGUGCCCUGACAUCCACGUCUCCUGGAAUCAGCGAAGAUUGCUUGUAUCUCAAUGUGUUUGUCCCUGAGAACGUGGCCCCCAACGCAUCCGUGCUGGUGUUCUUCCACAACACCAUGGGGCAGAGAGGGAGUGAAGGGGCCCUGGCUGUCGACGGCUCCUUCCUGGCUGCUGUUGGCAACCUCAUCGUGGUCACAGCUGGCUACCGAGUGGGCGUCUUCGGCUUCCUGAGUUCUGGGUCCGGAGACGUGAGGGGCAACUGGGGGCUGCUGGACCAGGUGGCAGCUCUGACCUGGGUGCAGAUGCACAUUGGAGCAUUUGGUGGAGACCCUCAGCGCGUGUCUCUGGCAGCAGACCGUGGCGGGGCUGAUGUGGCCAGCAUCCAUCUUCUUGCAACCGGGAACACCAACUCCAGACUCUUCCGGAGGGCUGUUCUGAUGGGAGGCUCUGCCCUCUCCCCGGCCGCUGUCAUCAGCCACGAGCGGGCCCGGCAGCAGGCAGCAGUGUUGGCGAGGGAGGUCGGCUGCCCUGUCUCAUCCAUCCCAGAAGCAGUGUCCUGCCUCCGUCAAAAGCCAGCCAAGGCCCUCAACGACGCUCAGACCAAGCUCCUCGCCGUGAGCGGCCCUUUCCACUACUGGGGUCCGGUGGUCGAUGGCCAGUACCUCCACGAGGCUCCAGCCAGAGCGCUGCAGCGGUUUCCACGGGAGGAGGUCGAUCUGCUCAUCGGGACCUCUCAGGACGACGGGAUCAUCAGCAGAGCCAAGGCCGUGAAGCGAUUUGAGGAAAGUCAAGGCCGGACCAGCAGCAAAACAGCCUUUUACCAGGCGUUGCAGAACUCCCUCGGCGGCGAGGACGGGGAUGCCCGCGUGGAGGCGGCAGCUACGUGGUAUUACUCGCUGGAGCACGCCACAGACGACUACGCCUCCUUCUCCCGGGCUCUGGAGAAUGCCACCCGAGACUACUUCAUCACCUGCCCUGUGAUCGACCUGGCCAGCGUCUGGGCAAAGAAGGCCCGAGGAAAUGUCUUCCUGUACCACGCUCCCGAAAGCUACAGCCAUGGCGGCCUGGACCUGCUGGAGGAUGUCCGGUAUGCCUUUGGGCUUCCCUUCUACCCGGCCUACGAUGGGCAGUUUUCUCUGGAAGAGAAGAUCCUGUCCCUGAAAAUCAUGCAGUACUUCUCCAACUUUGUCAGAUCUGGAAAUCCCAACUACCCUCACGAAUUCUCACGGAAAGCCCCGGAAUUUGCAACCCCCUGGCCUGACUUUGUCCCUCGUGCCGGUGGGAGGAGCUACAAAGAAUUCAGCCCUCAGCUUCCAAGUCGACAGGGCCUGAAGGAAGCCGACUGCUCCUUCUGGUCCAAGUACAUUCACUCUCUGAAGGCAUCCACAGAUGGCGUCAAGGACGGGCAGUCUGCAGCGAGUGAAGAGGAGGAGCUGAUGGCUGGAUCUGGUCUGAGAGACCUCCCAAGCCUUCCAGAACCCGGCUCCAAGACAUACAGCAAGUGA